AUGCCUCCAGCCAAACCCCCCAGCAGAGCUAGAGGAGGAAAGAAGGUCACUGGAAAGACAGAGAAACAAGAACAAGUUACUCCCAAAAAAGGAGUCAAGACAGCAUCCCAAAACCUCACAAAAACCGAAAGCGGAAAAGGUAUAAAGGAAGAGACAUCUGCUAAAGAAAAGACUCAAAAAGAUGAGGGAAAAGAGGAGAAAGCCGAGGCAUCGGAAGAUGAAGAGAUAGAGACCUCCAGGCAAAUCGCCAGGAGAAAGCAGAAUGGCAAAGCUAUACCUGCUAAGUUGACAACAAAUGGCAAUUCAGGUAUAGGGAGGACUGGAAAGGCUGGGAAAUCAAAACCUCAGCAGAAAAAAAUUACAGCCAAGACUCAGAACAAAUCUCCUGCUAAAGGUGUGAGAAAGAGAGGUGGUAAAGUAGUGGAUAAGGUAGAAGACGAUUCAGAGAGUGAGAAAGCAGAGUGUUCAGAACAAGAGAGUCAAGAAGAAGCUACAUAUGACAAGGAGGAGGAGCCAGAGCGUGUGGAAGAGUCGGCUGAGAUCGAAGUAAAUGCAGUAAGCAGUGAGGAAGAACUCUUAGACCCAGACAAGAAAACUGAAGAAGAAGAAAAAGAAGAGGAAGAAAGUGAGAUCAAUGAGAACAACAAUGAACCCCCGGAAAGCAAAGUUAAAGAAGAACCUGAGGAAGAACCUGUUAGCAGCAUAGAAGAGGUCGACUCUGAGGAGGUGCUGAGUGAUACCGGACAAGAGAGCGCACAGGAGGAGACCGCCGGUUCAUUGAUGAAACCAGGAUCGCUAAACCUGACUGCUCACUUCCAAGGUCAGAAAAAGAUGUUGAAAUCCAAGAUACUUCAAAAGAAGAGGCCUUCCAAAAGAGAGGAACCUAAAGCAGGUCCUCCAGAAGGGGUGCACCUUAAAGGAAUGUCUUUGUCCAAAAGCAGAGCGGCAAAAGGUAAAUCUCAAAUUCUGCAGUUGGCAAGUAAAACAAAGGCUUUGAAUAAGACCGUGGAGGAUCAGCAGGAAGAUCAGACAACAGCCGAUACAAAAGGGCCCAAAGGAUUGUUGAACAGAGAGUCUCGUAUGCUGUUCACAACGAAAGGUAAAGGAAAAGAUGACAAAAAUAAGAAAGGCAAAAAGGAACUUCCAAAAGAAAUUGUUGAAGAACAAAAACAAGAGACAGAGACAACUGAGCUCGAAGAGCAGCUGCCCUCAAAAUCAACAGAGAGUCUGAUAGCCCGCAAAAGAGGCAUGGCAACCUUACGUCGCGUCUCGGGAUGGAUUCAAAAGAAGAUGCCAAAAAGCUUCCAUGUUCGAAGAAAGUUAUCCACAGUCUCCCAAGCAAUUGGGAUUUCAAAAUGGCUUCCUGCUUUGGUGGUGCAGAAAAAGAGUAGCAGCACAAAGUCUAAAAAGAACCUUAUCCGACACAAGAUGCUCAUGAAAAUGGCAAAGAAAAAUGAAACUUCAGAUGAUUCAAAGACGGAGACGUCGAAACCCCAGGACGCCCCUGCUGAUCCCCAAGACGAUUUAUGCGACGACCCUUGUACAUCUUCACAAGACGUAGAAGAAAAGGUCAACUCGGGAGAUGCCAAAUUCGCAAUAGUGUUGCCCCGGAUGAACAAAAUCGGCAUGACAACCGAAGCCACUGUUACAUCCACUAGCACAGGCAUUGAAAACACUGCCACCACCGAACGUAAACCACCAAAGCCUGGAGCUCGCCUGGUUCUUCCCGUAAAGCCCGACUUGAGCCUUCUAAGGUCCAUCAAGAAAAUCCCACAAGACAGUGGCAGAACCAUCAUUCCGAAUACUCAAUCAAAUGAUAUGGAGUCUGAGCUCAAAGUGGACAACAAAAAGCCAUUAACAGGCAUUAAAGAUGGUACAAGUGUACUGCAAGCAGCCAAGGGUAAACUUGGAGAGUCACAACUGAAUUUCUCCAAGCUGUCAAUGUCGAAAACGUUGCUUAACAGUGGUGGAAGCAUUGGACAGAGUAGAGAAGCGGAGAUGAAUCGAAGGAACGCACACCAGUCAACCGAAACGGAGACGUGGAGAACCGGAGAAAGACAAGCUUCUUUUGAGGAGGAUGUGGAUCGAGAGGUGGCGGAAUUGAUAGGGAAUGGUCUUCUGCCCUCCGCUAUGGAACUACACUGGGCUCAAAGGGGCCAGAUGUAUGGGGAUCCUCAAGACUGGAUGCGUCCGGAGAACCUCCUGCCACAUCAGACAGUAGAGAAGCUCACCAAAUGGACGGUGUAUCAGGAUGAUGAACAUGCACACACCAUUCCGGUCCACAACGGCAGAGGCCGAUGGGAAUCAGAAGAUCCAACUCAGAACAUGCUGGAGGAGAGACUUAACAGCACUCAGGUAAUAAUGCCAGGAAGUAAUGAAGUUGUGGAGGUGGAUGAGGUGGAGGAUUUGGCACAGCUGGAAGAGGUGUCUGAGAGUUCAGUUCUGCUGAAUCUGAAGAAGCGCUUUCAUCGCGAUAGCAUUUAUACGUAUAUUGGAAAUAUGCUGCUGUCCAUCAACCCCUUUAAACCUCUCAGUAUUUACACUGAGGAGCUGAGACAGCAGUACCAGGGUAAAGAGAAGCACAAUAAUCCACCCCAUAUUUAUGCCAUGGCAGAUGUUGCCUUUUGCCAAUCUCAGAAUACAACCCAGGAGCACUGCAUUAUCAUAAAUGGUCAGAGUGGAUCAGGAAAGACAGAAGCUGCCAAGCUCAUCGUCCACUAUCUGAGUUCCAUGUAUCAGGGCAGGAAUGAUAAAUUACGACAGCCAAUGGAUGUUCUGCCCAUUCUUGAGAGUUUUGGUAAUGCCAAGACCAUACUUAACAACAACUCCAGUCGAUUUGGAAAGUACCUGCACAUCCAUAUACGACACGGUGUUGUUGUCGGCACAUCUCUGUCGAAAUAUCUCCUUGAAAAAUCACGAGUUGUCUUUCAGGCGAAGGAAGAGAGAAACUACCAUGUGUUUUAUGAACUGUUGGCUGGGUUGAACGAGUGGGGAAAGCAGGAUCUUUACCUGCAAGGAGCUGAGACCUACUUCUACCUCAACCAGGGUAGGGCGUGUGAAAUAAAAGUGAAGCAUGACAGUCAAGACUUCCAGCUCUUGGUCCGAUGCUUAGAGACGAUUGGUUUACAUGCAGAUCAGCUCGCAAACAUUUGGGCCAUUCUGUCAUCUAUCCUACAGCUGGGCAACAUUUGCUUCAGCUCCUAUGAGAGUGAGUCGUUCGAGGUGGCCCGUAUUUUUAGUGAAGCUGAAGCUCGGAGAGUCGGGAAUCUUUUGCAGGUGUCCGCUGAGGCCUUACAGACCGUCAUCACUCACAGAGUGACAGAAACAAUAUAUGACAGGAUCUACUGCCCCCUGUCUGUGGAAAGUGCCAUUGAAUCCAGAGAUGCUAUUGCCAAGACGCUUUACUCUGUUCUGUUUGACUGGAUACUUGAACGCAUCAAUGAGUGGUUGAUGCCCACAGAGAUGGACAGCACUGUUGGAAUUGUGGACAUAUAUGGCUUUGAGGAUCUGAGUGUGAACAGUUUUGAGCAGCUGUGUAUAAACUAUGCCAACGAGCAGCUGCAACAGUUUGUGAACAAAGCCCUGGUGGCACAAGAGCAGGAGGAAUAUAGUGCAGAGCAGAUCCGGUGGUAUCCAAUAACACUGGAAACAUCUCAUGGCUGUCUGGAUCUCAUCUCGGCACGGCCGUAUGGAAUCCUUCGCAUCCUGGAUGAUCAAACUUGCCUUCCUCAAGCCACAGACCAUACAUUCCUGCAGAAAUGCCACUAUCACCAUGGCAACAGUCCCCACUACUCCAAACCCAAAAUUCCCCUGCCGGUGUUCACAAUAUAUCACUAUGCCGGUGCUGUCACUUAUCAGGUUCAUAACUUUCUCAACAAAAAUCACGACCAGUUUCGACCUGAAGUGUUAGAGCUCUUCGCUCACAGUAGGUUACAGAUGGUGUCGGGUCUCUUUCGAAAGGUACAGGAGCGUUACAUCCAGCAGAAAGAGCUGGGAAGAGCAAGAGGACGCAGUCAGAUGACAACUGUGGCUUCUCACUUCCAUCAGUCACUUACAGAGCUCACCACACGUUUAGAGAGGUCUAAAACUACAUUUAUACGUUGUUUCAAGCCAAACUUUGUUAAGCUUCCAGGAAUAUUUGAUGUAGAUUAUGUAACUACACAGCUAAGGCAUGGAGGAAUACUGGGGACCAUUCACAUUCGGAAAGAGGGAUUUCCUAUUCGCAUACCCUUCGAUCUGUUCAUGGAGAGAUAUGGGGUGUUAUUAGCCCAAAAGCCCGCACACUCGACCUGUAAAGAGCAGGUGGUAUGUUUGCUAGAGACUGUAGGAGCAGAGGAGAGCCAGUACCAGCUAGGACUUACAAAGGUAUUUAUGAAGGAGAUUCUAUACCAGCGGGUGGAAGAUAAAUGGAGCAGUACACAAACAUGGGCCGCAGUGACCAUUCAGAGGAACAUUCGAGGCUUUAUCUGUAGACGCAACUUUCGUUUCUUUAAGCAGAAAGCUAUUGUCAUCCAGUCCCAUAUCAGGGGCCACCAGGCCAGGAGGUACUACAAGAAACUGAAGCAAUCCUUCACUCAAUUCUGGGCAACCAUGAUGAUAACAAGAAACACCAUUAAAAGACGUCAAUGGAGGGAACAUACAGCUAGAACCAGUGUGAAACAGGUAGAAAAACCUACAUCUACCGAGAUGGAUGUGGGACUAUUGGAGAUCCCGGCUGAUCUGGCGACCAGAUUACGCAGGGCAGCAGGACGACCACAAGGAUCAGGGGUCACUGAAGUGGCUCCCCCACAGGUCAAAUCACAACACAGCCUCUCACUUCCCCUAGGCAUCGACAACCAUCCUUUUUCUAAAUAUGCCAACACAGUCUUGAAGGACGGAUGGUGCCAACCAAAAGGCUACCCGCUUCAUAGACCUUUGACCUCUCUGGACCCCGAGGAUGCCCGAACUGCUUUAGAAAUCUACAAACUGAUCCUGCGUUUCACUGGGGACUCAGAUCUGAAUGGGUGGGAAGAGCAGAUGUUGGGAAACUACAUUGUGGAAAAGAGCCAAUCUCAGAUCAACAUCAGAGACGAGGUUUUGGCUCAACUGGUGUUCAACACCUGGGACGGGGAGAGAGAGGAGAGCGCCCUGCGUGGCUGGUUGAUUUUGGCGUGCUGUCUGAGUGCCUUCGCACCCUCUCCAGCCCUGGAAAAACCUUUGCUCAAGUAUGUGUCAGAUCAGGGUCCAGGAGAAUACCGGUCUUUGUGCCAGCACAAGCUGCUCACCUCCCUCAAGCUUCCCGUUCCUGCCUGUAGGCAGCACCCUCCUACACAGCUCGAGUGGACGGCGAAUCAGAGAAAAGGAAAAAUGGUAGUGCAGGUCAACACUUUUAAUGAUGAGCGGUUGACAUUGGAGGUAGAGUCUUGGACCACUGGGGAGCAACUUGCUUCUUGGCUUCUAAGCUACAGGAGCCUAUCUGAAGCUACACAAGGCUGGUCUGUAUCUCUGCUGGCUGGGGAGGGCUGGACUGAUUUGGCUGGCUGCGACUUUGUCAUGGAUCUUUUGGCUGGAGUGGAAGCUGAUGUGCCCCUGGCUCACCCACCUGCACAACCCGAUUACCUCUUUAGUGACAUGGGUGACAGGAUGAUGACCACUGACUUGGAGGAUUUCAUACCACCUGCUCCAUCAAUGCAGGCUCCUAGUCUCCCGUCUUUUCAGGCAUCUCCAUGGGACACCCACCAACCAGCCUUCACAUCCCAGGGAUCACAAGGGCAACAGAUCGAUUCUUACGUUGAUGACCUUUUUGAUCCAGUGUUGGAUCACGGUCCUCAGGACUUUGAACGAAUGGCCAUGCUGAAUCGAAGAAUGAGAGGCGCAGGGGGAAUGAUGCCUGGCAUGUACACUGGAGCAGGAAUGCAGAUCAAUCCUGCCAUGGCUGGCUAUGCUGCCACACCAAUGAUGCCAAACAUGAUGCCCGCUGCAUCCAUGAUGCAACCCAUGCCAUCCAUGAUGAUGCCAACUCCUAUGCCAACACCAUCUGUCGGCCCACAGCAAAUGGCUGCACAACAGCAGUCCUUUAUAAAUCAGCAGGCUCUGCUCCUGGCUCAGCAGAUGACCAUGCAGGCGAUGAGUCUGUCCCAGCAGCAACAGCAGGAGGAUAUUCGUAAACGUCAGAAAGACUCACAGAGGUCUUCCCCACGGCAACGGCGCCGCUCCCCUCCCCGCAGACACGCACGCUCACCCUCACGCUCGCCCUCACCCUCACCCUCACCCCGCCGCUCCUCGGAGAGAACCAGCACUCCGAGUUCCAAAAAAGCCCCUGAGACCCUUCCAAAGCCCCGCCCCCCUGAGGUUCAGCCAGAGAGGGAAGAUAUUAAGGCACCGGAAGAUAUAGGUUCCUUUCAAGAUAAGAGAAAUUUCUUUCAAAAGAUCGGUACAUCAGAAGCGCGUCCAAAGCCCGCCCCUAAGGUUGCUAAGCCACUGAUCUACUCUAGUCCCCCACUAGUGAGCCAUCCAACUUCACCUCCUCCAGUAAAGAAUGAAGUCCAACCGCUCCCACCACCUCCUAUAAUAAUACCAGAACCUGAAGCCGAACCUCCAGAACCCACAUCUCCUAAACCAGAACCUACUAGUAAAAUUAGAGAGAUUAUAAAAAAAUACCAGAACCGGCCUGCUCCAGAACCUAAAGCCUUCGAGCCUGUCAGGGUUCCAGCCAAGCAUUUUGUGAAGAAGAAUAAUCCGAAAGAAGAAGCGCUGGCCAUUCUCAAAUCAAAGAGUCCCGUCGCUCAACCAAAGAAACAGUGGAAUGAGACGCCUCCUCCACCCCCUGAGUCCCAAGGCCCUCGUGCCAUCUCCAACAGUAUGAGAGAGAAACAGCUUUCACUAGCGGAUCUCUUCAGUUCUCAGCGAUCAAAGGCCCCGCCUCCUCCUCCUAGUCACACCCCUUCCCCGCCCCCUAACAUCCCUGACCCGCCACUGAUGCCUGCACCUGGACUUAAUAACUUUAGCAGAAUGGCAGAGGAGGAGAGUGUUCGGUCACAGAUGCACAGAUUCUCUGCCAGUGUCUACUUUUCCUACUCCAGCAUGCCUGGCAAACUCUUCCUGCGCAAGGAGUUGUUCUAUCCCAAAGAGAAAUUCAACCAUCCGUACACCCUCAACUUGCUCUGCGAACAGAUCAUGAGAGACACUUAUUCAGAUUCCUGUCUGAGGAUUUCACGUGAGGAACGGCGAAAAAUGAAAGACCUUUUGGCGAACUUUCACAUUGGAACAAGCAUCAGUACUCUUGAGGACGUUGGUAUGAAGAAAAGGAUUGUCAUGGCAGCAAGAGAUAACUGGACCAAUUACUUUGCCCGUCUCUUUAAUGUAAAGGUAGGAAACAGAGGAGAUUCUCAAAUUCUAGGAGUCUCUCAUAGAGGAAUUAGACUGCUGACGGUGGCCAGAGCUUCAGGCAUUAACCCCAAACAUCUGAAACUGCUCCACAGCUACAGCUAUGCACAGGUUCUGUCAGUGCAGCAGAAAGGAACCGGAAAGGUUAUGUUCUCAUUGACUAAUGAGGACCUGGAACUUCAUUCUCCACAGUCUCCUCAAAUCGUUGCUGUGAUCAAUCUCUUUCUCAUGGAACUGAUAAAGGACUCAGAUUAUUUGAUAGCUGUAAAGAGCUAUGUGACCGAUGAAAAGAGCCUGUUGAGCUUUCAGCGAGGUGAUGUCAUCAAAUUACUGCACAUGGACGGACUUAAGGAUGGAUGGAUGUUUGGUUCCACUGGGGGUCGAUCAGGACUAUUUCCCGUGGAUGUCACUCAGCCCUGUGCCCCACCAGACUACCACAGCAGCAACAUGGAGAGGCAGCUAUACAGGAGGAAGAGUAUGAGACUCACUGGCUCCUCCCCCAACGUACCAGUCAAUAGCUACGCCCCCAACGUCCCAGUCAAUGGCCCCGCCCCCAACAUCCUAGUCAAUAACUCCUCCCUCAACAUCCUAGUCAAUAGCUCCUCCCCCAACAUCCCCGCUAUGCGUGCAGUUUCAGUCGGCAGUGAACGCAGUCUAGAUAGCUCAUCCAUCCGGAGAUCUGAACCGGACCGUCAGCAGUAUGCCAUGACUGAGUUUGCCAGGAAAUACUUUGCCAUCACCAGUCAUUCUAAUAGUGAAAAAAGUCUGAAGGAGAUGCUUGAACACACUCAAAAUCCCAUUCAGGAAUCGCUCAUCCUUUUCUCAGACAGUGAUCUCAGUCGCCAGGGUGCUCAGAGUUUCAUGGUUUUGAUGCAGUUCAUGUCGGAUCAGCCUACAAAGAAAAAUCAGUCGGAAGGCGACUGUGUGAACUUCAUUCUACAUCUGGGGAAAGAAAAGGAAUUCCUCAGAGAUGAGAUCUACUGCCAGAUCAUCAAGCAGACCACCAAGAACCCAGUCAAGGAAAGGUGUACUUGCGGUUGGCGUUUGCUGAAUCUGGUGACCGGAUUCUUUCCCUGUUCCAGUACACUUCUGCCAUAUUUCACUCACCACCUGGAGAUCAUCAUGCAGGAUGCUAACCAUCCCUUUCAGGAGCUGGCAAAUACGUGCGAAAAGAAUCUCAGGAGAUCCCUAAAUUUUGGAGGACGUAGGCACAUUCCCUCCCAUUCGGAGAUGGAGGCUAUCUUGGCUGGCAGGAGCUCUCGACGGCUGCCCAUCACUUUGCCUGGUGGAAAUGACUUUCCCUGCAAGAUUCGCAGCUUUAGUGUCACAUAUGAGGUAGUAACAGACAUUUGUGCAGAGAUGGGCAUUGGGAAUCCAGCAGAAAUUAAGGAAUUUUCCAUCUUUGCUACUAAAAAAGGAGCUAAUCUGACCCGCCCAAUUCACUCAGAUGAGUAUCUGUUUGACUUCCUGUUGGAUGACGGCUCGAUCUCCCUCUCUUUUAAUCGAAUAAUCUGGAAACAGCCGCUUCACUUUGAAAACGACUUUUACGUGGAGUUCCACUACCAGCUGCUUCUGGCUGAUUAUCUGGCUGGGAAAGUAUUGCUGCCCAGCUCCACAGUCUACCAGCAGGUGGCUGAGCUGACCGCUCUUCAACACCUCACCCUUGGACUGACUCAGCCACCCACAAAUCAAGAGGUAAAACAGUACCUUCCCCAGUUGGAACUGGUCAACCCCAAUGACGAGAGGCUUCUCGCUACUAUACGGGCACAGUUUUCUGCAUUUGGCCCCCUCAAGAAUAUUGAUGCCAAAAUUUGCUUCCUGAAAAGUGUUAGUUCACUGCCACUUUUGGGAUUUAAUAUAUUUACCGGUCAGAAAGUAAGUCAUGGCAGCUGUCCUUCUCCCUGCCUGAUCGCAGUCAACCAUGAACUUAUCUUGGUCCUAGACCCGAAAACACAGAACACAUGCUUGAGCCUGUCUAUGGAGGAUGUGCAGUCCUUGCGCUCAAUUCGGCCUAAGAAAGAUAAACUGCCAACGGUUGAGGUCAAUUUUAGUGGCCAAACCCAGCCCAAGAUCAUCACUUUCCACCUGAAGCAGGCGAAAGAGUUUUGCCACACCGUUGCUGUGAUUAUGGAAGAAGUGGUGAAAGUCUCUCCGAGCAGCUUACCCAGUCGGGCUGGAACCCCACAUUAAACAGCAGAUAUAUGCAAACAUUCCUUCUGACAAAAACAAUAGAAACUUCCAGAAAUUCAAAUGAAUUCAUUGUUAUAAUGGAAUUGUAUAGGUUUAACUGGAAACCAUAAUUGUCUCUGUGUGGGUCUCUAAUGUGGUAGGUUAUUGGUGGGAUGUUCUGGAAAAUGGUAAACAGAACACCAUUAAAUUGGUAAUAAACAUUUUGAUUUUUGAAUUGAUUUUAAUGGUAAAUUUUGGUUUAUUAUAGUAUUUGUAAUGAAAACCAAAAGAAUUUUUGUAUAUUUUAUUUCCAGCAUGUUAUCAAUCACACAAAAUGCUCCAAAAUGUCGCCAUAUGGAAUAAAAAAUAUUAUGUUUUGAUAAAAAAGUAUAAACGUUUACAUGGCUACCCCAUGUUUCAUUUGUUAGAGCAAUAAUGUUGUUUGCAUAUCCAACUUAACAGGCUGAUUUAUUUAAUUAUGUAACCAUUUGUAUAGAGCUAUAGCCUAUUUUGUAUUGUGAGUUUGUAUAUGUUGAAUUAUUUGCUUUCAAAUCAAUGAAAAUUAUAUAAUAUAUGGACGUCAAACUAUUUAAACUAUGCUAUUAAAGUAUAACAAUGUGUUCUAAAUUUAA
Molecule: messenger RNA, 10166 nt
Organism: Triplophysa dalaica
Lineage: Eukaryota; Metazoa; Chordata; Actinopteri; Cypriniformes; Nemacheilidae
Gene: myo15b
Product: myosin XVB
Exons: 64
Coding region: 1-9555 (3184 amino acids)
Cellular component (GO): cytoskeleton; myosin complex
Molecular function (GO): protein binding; cytoskeletal motor activity; ATP binding
Source: RefSeq, a predicted model, not a curated record